Molecule: messenger RNA, 858 nt
Organism: Candidula unifasciata
Lineage: Eukaryota; Metazoa; Mollusca; Gastropoda; Stylommatophora; Geomitridae
Source: the annotation of a GenBank genome assembly
AUGGUUAUGCUGACUUUCGACGACAGCAUUAACAUCCAGAACAUCAACUUCUACAAGGAACUCUUCAACGGGUCGCUGAAAAAUCCCAACGGCUGCCCGAUCAAAUCCACGUAUUUUGUUUCUGGGGACAACAGCGACUACCAGAUGGUCAAGAAACUGUCCAAACAGGGCCACGAGAUAGCUUCUCACACGCUUAGCCAUCGGAGUCCCACCACCUGGUGGGCAGAUGCUGGGUCUGAGAACUGGGAACACGAGAUUGUAGGUAUGAAGAACCAGCUCCACGAGAAGGCUGGAGUGCCCCUAAAAGAUGUUGUUGGCAUGAGGGCUCCAUUCUUGCAGGUGGGCGGAGACGGACAAUACACAAUGCUUAAAGAAAACAAAUUUCGCUACGACUCCUCAAUGGUGACUGGUUAUCUCUAUAGCAACAACCAACCACCGGUUUGGCCAUUCACUCUGGACACGCCUCCAGAUGGCACCACGUGCAACAUAUCGCCUUGUCCCACCCGCUCCUAUCCUGGACUUUGGGAGGUACCACUGGUUCGAUGGUACGGCUCCAAUCACAUUGCAUGUGCUAUGCCAGAUGCUUGCACAGUUGAUUCAGGACACAAGAAUGUCCGUAAAUUCAUUGACCAGAACUUCGACCGACACUAUAAAACAAACCGAGCUCCAUUCGGCAUCUUCAUCCACGCCGCCUGGUUCAGCAGGACCGAGGGAGUGUUUGAAGCACUGAAGGGCUUUCUGACAUCUUUAACUAACAAGGAAGACGUUUGGAUCGUCACCGUCAGCCAGGCAUUGGACUGGAUCCAGCACCCAGUUAGACUGCCUGCUCUUAACGCUAUCGACAGCUGGGCAUGCUGA